Messenger RNA from Rodentolepis nana, 2085 nucleotides. NCBI's taxonomy places the organism in Eukaryota, Metazoa, Platyhelminthes, Cestoda, Cyclophyllidea, Hymenolepididae. The record is from the annotation of a GenBank genome assembly.
AUGUUUGAUCAGAGUCACUCAACAGCUCUCUUUCUGCUUGAGGUUCUUUUAAAUCACCAAGGCCCUAUACACCUUUCUGCCCUUUAUUUGUCCUUCCAAGCUUCUAUGAAUAAUGCCCAGAGCUACCUUAAUCCGUAUGGUAUUACAGUGUCAAUGAACAGCAUAUCACUUGCAGAGUUUAUCAAAUUUCUUCAAAGUUUUCCAUCUUUGUUCAUAAUUGUUGGAAAUUAUGUAUAUCCAACGGGUCACUUAGACUUCGAAAAUGGAACCCCUGCCUUGCAGCAGAAUAUGUCUUACGUUGAUCCUAAUUGUUGUUGCGUGGUACAACCAAGUGCUGAUGGCUUUCCCAAUGGUCAAGUUAUUCCAGCUUUUGUUGAUCCUGUCCUACGAAGAAAUACGAUGACCUUUUUGCAGAACUAUCUCCUCACUUGUGGAUCUCAUCGUUACAUACCGAUUCAGAAACUGAUGGGGUGUUUAUCUUACGUUUCACCUGUGAUUCGUGCUUCUUUACCUAAUAUAAAAUCUCUCACAAUUUUUCUUCGCCAAUAUCCAGAAGUUUUCCAUCUUAAAGAAGGAAUGGUUGGAUUAGCUAAACCACGGCGAAUUUUCCGUCAAGUCUUUCAGUCAGAUUCAAAUGAUGCCCACAAAACUUCUGUGUGUGAAACUUCAACAGAAGUUCCCAAAGUUGAAGUUGUCGUUUCCAGCACACUCGAUUUUGUCGACUCCAAGCCUAUAAUCCUUCCUGCCUCAGACUUUUCCGUCAUUCUUGUAAUCCGGCGCAUUUUGCGCCAAGCAGACGAAAAAGGUCUACAUGUAGCAGUUGUUAUUAAACAGCUUAUUGAUUUUCCCUACAACGUCCGGAAACUUGUUGGUCUGACUCGAUUCGAGCUGCAUGCGUUCGUUGAAAAAUAUAAGGAAUUUUUCGACAUUCUUCCCCUCUCCACUAAUGGAACUACCUCAACUGGCGAUGAUACUGAUAUUUCACUUAAAAUAUCAACUAGUUUUUGUCUCAGGAUAAACGCUAAUGCUGUCCACAUGCGCUCACGAAUUCUCGACACAAAUUAUAUUGGCCGGUCCGCCAAUGGCAAGGACUCCUCAAGGUUAGAACAACACGUUGGGCGUGUUUUCCGCGUUGCUAAGUCUUGGGGCAUUAUUGAUCUGGGAAAUCAUGUCCACGUAUUCUUCGAUAAAUCGAUUUUCAGAAAUGUAUCUGAUCUGCAAAAGGUCUUUCAGUUACAAAAUGAGACUGUUCAAGAUCGCAUUGCUAGUGGAGACAACGUUAAAUUGAUUUUGCAUUCACCUAAUGAAUUAGUCCACUUCGACGCUAUUCGGGCACCUCUUCGAUCACGAGCAAAGUGGCGUGCAACUCGAGUUUGGAAGUCCGAUGACAAUGACAUUCUUCAACACCUUCUUGCUUUUCCAUCCUCCAAAAUGUCUAGUCAACAAACACUCUACCAAUGCGCAGUUGGUAGUCCAAGUAACGGCAGUCAUUUGGGCUGUGUUGGCAGUGGUGAAUCAGGGUUCGUCUCUUCAUGCGGACCGCGUUGUCUCCCCUUCCUUGCGCCUCCAUCUCGAUGUAAAUCCAAAUCCAGUGUCGACUCGGCGCCAUCCUCGAACCUCCGCGGUUCUGCCUCUUCAGCCACCAUGAGGCAACGUCGUUGUCGUUCUCUUGAUCGUUUAGAUCUUGAAAUGCCAAAUCAUCUUCAUCGAGACACCGAUUUUCUGCCUAACGAGGACUAUUCUGGAUACUAUCUUAGUGAUGAAGAUGAAUUAAAUCUUGAACUGGAUCCUUCAAAAAGUGGAAACGACGAUAUUCUCUCAUUUUUAGCUUUUGAUACGCUUAAAAGACCCAUUAAACUUCUUCACAACACUGGAGGUAUGCUACCAGAUCUGGAAUUUCCUGACUCAGACAUCAGUUCCUGGGCUCAAGGUGAUUUGGAGAGUAUGUCAGUGGCCAAUGGUCAUCCAGAUAAGUCGACGUGUAAUGCUUCAACACAGACCUGGUUUACGGGUGUGAUAACUUCAGCAGAAUUCUAUCAUGGUCCAACCUGUACGCAUGAACAACUUCAAGUAGUGAAGGAAUAG